UCGGUGGAGAUCGCCGAGCCGUGGGGCAGCCGGGCUGUGCGGAGGCCGCGGCGCAGGGGCAAGCGGAGCCGGCGGCAGCGGCGCUCUGUCGCGAGACGCAGCGGCGAGGCGGACCGUCCUGCGGACUCACCCGCCAGGGGUCUCGCGCUGGAAUUUGAUAUUCAUUUAUCCGGGGUUUAUUCCCCUCCUUUUUUUCUUCAACAUUUUUUAAAAACUGUAUUGCUUCCCGUUUUAAUUUAUUUUUGCUUCCUAUUCCCCACUUAAAUCGGGCCGACCGUUUGGGGAAGAUUGCUCCUUUACUCCCCCAGAUCACUUUGGAUUUCGGAAACCAGCAGAGGGAGGCAAGAGGUAGCAAGAGCUCCAGAGAGAAGUCGAGGAAGAGAGAGAGACGGGGUCAGAGAGAGCGCACGGGAGAACGAGCAGCGAGAGGGACGGGGCAAAGUGAGUGACCUGCUUUUGGGGGUGACCGCCGGAGCGCAGCGUGAGCCCUCCCCCUCGGGAUCCCGCAAGCGACCAGCGGCGCUGACGGACAGACAGACAGACACCGCCCCCAGCCCCAGCGCCCACCUCCUCCCCGGCCGGCGGCCGACGGUGGACGCGGCAGCGAGCCGCGGGCAGGAGCCGGAGCCCGCGCCCGGAGGCGGCGUGGAGGGGGUCGGGGCUCGCGGCGUUGCACUGAAACUUUUCGUCCAACUUCUGGGCUGUUCUCGCUCCGGAGCAGACGUGGUCCGCGCCAGGGGAGCCGAGCUGAGCGGAGCGGAGAGAAGUGCUAGCUCGGGCCGGGAGGAACCGCAGUCGGAGGAGGGGGAGGAGGAAGAAGAGAAGGAAGAGGAGAGGGGCCCGCGGUGGCGACUCGGCGCUCGGAAGCCGGGCUCAUGGACCGGUGAGGCGGCGGUGUGCGCAGACAGUGCUCCAGCCGCGCGCGCGCCCCAGGCCCUGGCCCGGGCCUCGGCUCCCGGAGGAAGAGGAGCCCGCCAACGCGCUGAGGAGAGCGGGCCGUCCCGCAGCCCGAGCCGGAGAGGGAGCGCAAGCCGCGCCGGCCCGAGUCCGGCCUCCGAAACCAUGAACUUUUUCCUCUCUUGGGUGCAUUGGAGCCUUGCCUUGCUGCUCUACCUCCACCAUGCCAAGUGGUCCCAGGCUGCGCCCACGACAGAAGGAGAGCACACUACCCGUGACGUAGUGAAGUUCAUGGACGUCUACAAGCGCAGCUACUGCCAUCCGAUUGAGAUCCUGGUGGACAUCUACCAGGAGUACCCUGAAGAGAUCGAGUUCAUCUUCAAGCCGUCCUGUGUACCCGUGAUUCGAUGCGGGGGUUGCUGUAACGAUGAGGGCCUGGAGUGUGUGCCCACUGAGGAGUUCAACAUCACUAUGCAGAUUAUGCGAAUCAAACCUCACCAAGGCCAGCACAUAGGAGAGAUGAGCUUCCUACAGCACAACAAAUGUGAAUGCAGACCAAAGAAAGAUAGAGCAAAGCAAGAAAAAAAAUCAGUUCGAGGAAAGGGAAAGGGGCAAAAACGAAAGCGCAAGAAAUCCCGGUAUAAAUCCUGGAGCGUUCCCUGUGGGCCUUGCUCAGAGCGGAGAAAGCAUUUGUUUGUACAAGAUCCGCAGACGUGUAAAUGUUCCUGCAAAAACACAGACUCGCGUUGCAAGGCGAGGCAGCUUGAGUUAAACGAACGUACUUGCAGAUGUGACAAGCCGAGGCGGUGAGCCGUGCAGGAGAAAGGAGCCUCCCUCAGGGUUUCGGGAACCAGACCUCUCACCAGGAAAGACCGAUACAGAAUGACUGACACAGAAGCCACGCUGCCGCCACCACACCACCGUCACUAUCGACAGAACAGUCCUUAGACCAGAAACCUGAAAUGAAGGAAGAGGAGACUCUGCGCAGAGCACUUUGGGUCCGGAGGGCGAGACUCCGGCAGAAGCAUUCCCGGGCGGGUGACCAAGCACGGUCCCUCUUGGAAUUGGAUUCGCCAUUUUAUUUUUCUUGCUGCUAAAUCACCGAGCCCGGAAGAUUAGAGAGUUUUAUUUCUGGGAUUCCUGUAGACACACCCACCCACAUACAUACGUUUAUAUAUAUAUAUAAUAUAUAUAAAAAUAAAUAUAUAUAUUUUAUAUAUAUAAAAUAUAUAUAUUCUUUUUUUAAAUUAACAGUGCUAAUGUUAUUGGUGUCUUCACUGGAUGUAUUUGACUGCUGUGGACUUGAGUUUGAGGAGAAUGUCACCACCCAGAUCCUGACAGGGAAGAGGAUGGGAUGAAAGACUCUGGCAUAAAUUUUUUUGUCCCUUUUCGGGGGCCAGGGUCCUCUCCCCUGCCUGGGAAUGUGCAAGGCCAGGGCAUGGGGGCAAAUAUGACCCACCCUUGGGAACACCGACAAACCCAGCCCUGGCCCCAAGCCUUUACCCUGAGUCAAAUGGACAGAAAUAUGUAUGACAGGUACAGUGAAAAGGAUGCUGGCUCCAACUAGGAGUUUGUGGAGCUUCGGGACAUUGCUGUGCUUUGGGGAUCCUCUCCACGUGCUACAUGGGCAUCUUGCCCCCGGGGCACUGCCUGGAAGAUUCAGGAGCCUGGGCGGCCCUCCUCUGCUCUCACCCGCUUCCUAGUUGCCCAGGGGGCCACCGACAGAGGUCCCAGCCAAGAGAAGAGACAUUGGUGGAAGCAGCAGCCUGGAGACAGCUUCUCCUCCUGGGACCCACCCUGGUCCUCUUCCUGCCACCCCAUCCUGGGGUGCAGCCCAGGGGGACCUAAUGUCCUCAGACCAUUGAAACCACUAGUUCUGUCCCCCCAGGAGACCUGGCUGUGCGUGAGUGGUUAACCCUCCUCCACCCCCCGACCCUUUCCUUCCCGAGGCACAGAGAGACAGGGCAGGAUCCACGUGCCCACUGUGGAGGCAGAGAAAAGAGAAAAUGUUUUAUAUACGGUACUUAUUUAAUAUCCCUUUUUAAUUAGAAAUUAAAACAGUUAAUUUAAUUAAAGACUAGGUUUUUUUCAGUAUUCUUGGUUAAUAUUUAAUUUCAACUAUUUAUGAGAUGUAUCUCUUGUUCUCUCUUGCUCUAUCUUAUUUGUACUGGUUUUUAUGUAUAAAAUCCGUGGUUCCAAUCUCUUUUUCCCUGAUCGGUGACAGUCACUAGCUUGUCCUGAACAGAUAUUUAAUUUUGCUAACACUCAGCUCUGCCCUCCCCUUUACCUUGGCUCCCUACCACACAUUCCUUUGAAAUGAGGUUUCAAUAUACAUCUACAUACUAUAUAUAUAUUUGGCAACUUGUGUUUGUGUGUAUAUAUAUAUAUAUAUGUUUAUGUAUAUAUGUGAUUCUGAUAAAAUAGACAUUGCUAUUCUGUUUUUUAUAUGUAAAAACAAAACAAGAAAAAAUAGAGAAUUCUACAUACUAAAUCUCUCUCCUUUUUUAAUUUUAAUAUUUGUUAUCAUUUAUUUAUUGGUGCUACUGUUUAUCCGUAAUAAUUGUGGGGGGAAAAAGAUAUUAACAUCACGUCUUUGUCUCUAGUGCAGUUUUUCGAGAUAUUCCGUAGUACAUAUUUAUUUUUAAACAACGACAAAGAAAUACAGAUAUAUCUUAAAAAAGGCAUUUUGUAUUAAAGAAUUUAAUUCUGAUCUCAAA
This is a messenger RNA of Lemur catta (Ring-tailed lemur), 3614 nucleotides long. RefSeq names its product vascular endothelial growth factor A (gene VEGFA). Lineage: Eukaryota; Metazoa; Chordata; Mammalia; Primates; Lemuridae. Bases 1063 to 1707 code for a protein of 214 amino acids. Gene Ontology annotation, biological process: sprouting angiogenesis; positive regulation of angiogenesis; response to hypoxia. The record is from RefSeq and is a predicted model, not a curated record. Gene Ontology annotation, molecular function: vascular endothelial growth factor receptor 1 binding; growth factor activity; chemoattractant activity. Gene Ontology annotation, cellular component: membrane. The transcript is spliced from 8 exons.